Dentiscutata erythropus is the source of this 1707-nucleotide messenger RNA. The record is from the annotation of a GenBank genome assembly. NCBI's taxonomy places the organism in Eukaryota, Fungi, Glomeromycota, Glomeromycetes, Diversisporales, Gigasporaceae.
UUGUUAGGAGCGAUGUUCAAAGAUCGACUUGUUACGUUUGGUGCAAUUUUCAUUCUUUUUAUCUUAAUCAUUUUACCUAUUGCACAAGCGUGGGAUAAUGUGGAUCAUGAGAUUUUUGAUCUAGUGGAUCAGCUUACAGGUCUCGAAGGAGAAGAUACAACAUUUUAUUCACUACUUGGAGUAGAACCGACAGCUACCGAAAAGGAAAUAGGCAGAGCAUACAGAAAAUUAUCACUCCUUCAUCAUCCAGAUAAAAAUCCUGACGAGCGCAGCCAACAAUUAUUUACCUUAUUGGGAUCAAUUACAACAAUACUUCGCAAUACAGAAACUCGAGACCGUUAUAAUUUUUUUCUAAAAAAUGGUGUUCCAAAGUGGCGUGGAACAGGAUACUAUUAUAAUCGAUAUCGACCUGGUCUCACUGGAGUUAUCGUUGGUCUCCUCAUUUUGAGCUCAAUCCUGCAUUAUAUUGUAAUGUGGGUGAAUUUUUAUCAAGAAAAAAAACGAAUUAGAUACUUUAUACAAGAGGCCAGGGAAAUUGCUUGGGGAAAACGAAUGAAAAAGCAAAAUACUAGGAAGAGAGUUUAUGUAAAUGAAAAACCAUUCAUUGUUGAUAGUGAUAAUGUUAUGUUCCUCACAGAUGAGGGAGAUGAAUUUGUAUUAAGCGAAGAUGAAGUAUCCAAACCUAGUUUUGGUAGAUUAUACCCAGUCUUAAUUUGUCAUUCUGUUUUAGAUAAAUUAAUGACUUCAAUGAAUCCUAAGAAAGAACGAGUUACUGAAGGAUCUGGUGAUGAUCAGGAGCCAUUUUCCAGUGAUGAUGAACGUAGUGAGACUGGUGACAAUCCAAGGAGUCAAACACGUAGACCAAUUGUCAUGUUAUUGGCUGAUGAUGUAUACAAAUUAAAAAAAUUAUUUGGUAUUAUUAUAGAUAUAAUAAAAGAAAUGGGUUCAAUUUUAAGAUACUUUUGUCGUUAUAAUUCAAGUUUUUCAUGCAUUGACUUGUUAUCGCCAUCAAGACCAUUAAGAAGGUUUUCCCUAAUUUGUCGAUGUCAUCAUCAAACCAUAAAAAGUUCACCCGAAUCUUUAAAGUUUUUUGACCUUUCCAAUUUACCAUUCAAUACCACGGAAUGUACAUCAUUUUCACACGAAGAUUUCAUUCUUUUACCUAAUCAUUUCACUCCUUUUGAACAAGAAUUUCUUCUUGAUCGAUCUUUAAAAAAAUUGAAAAGAGUCUUUGGUAAACAAAUAGUCUACCAAGAUAGUCAUUUCGAUGACGUUAUUCAGGGUUAUAGAGAAUGUCAAGCCUCUCAUUGGGGUGAUCAAAACGACAAAGUAAUAGAAAUUUUUAAUAAAAAGGUUUAUGAUUUUUUUCCGAGAACUGUUGAAUGGUUACCAGUUCAUAUCUUGGAUUUAUCUGAAACCGGUGGUAUUAAACCUCAUGUUGAUAACGUUGAUUAUUCUGGAAGCAUCGUUGCUGGAAUUUGUCUUAUGUCUCCAACAGUUAUGAUCUUUCGCCAUAAAGAUGACAAAAGUUGUAAUUUUUCUGUAUUAUUGGAACCAGGAUGUCUUUAUAUCCAACGGGAGAAGGUUCGUUUUAACUUUACUCACGAGAUUCCUCAAGAUCCUGCUCAACAUGUAUUUAAAGGCCAGAUUAUUCCAAAGGGAAGAAGAAUUUCUUUAAUGUUUAGGGAUGUGAAAAAAACGAGCUAA